Messenger RNA from Hydractinia symbiolongicarpus, 1290 nucleotides. Its product is annotated as protein GDAP2 homolog. Lineage: Eukaryota; Metazoa; Cnidaria; Hydrozoa; Anthoathecata; Hydractiniidae. The record is from RefSeq and is a predicted model, not a curated record. The transcript has 10 exons. Bases 210 to 1028 code for a protein of 272 amino acids.
GACAGAUCUAAAUUUAAAUUCCUCUGCAAAGUACUUUAAGUUCUAUCGGUUUGGGUGUUAUAAAUACAACAAGGAGAGGUUAUCCACCUGAAGAAGGAGCUCAUAUAGCAUUGAGAACUGUGCGAAGAUACCUGGAAAGAAAUAUCGAUGCAUUUGAUAUUGUUGUGUUUGUUGUUGAACCUAUUGACGAGAGCACGUAUAAAAGACUGAUGCCGCUGUAUUUUCCACGAGAUAAAAAAGAAGAACAGUACGCUGUAGAGUAUUUACCUACUGAUAUAGGCAACGAGGAAGGAGAACCUUUUUUACCAGAAAGACAAAUUCGAAUUAUGGAUAAACCCUUAAAAGCUCAUAAUGGUAUCGACUUAUUAAACUCGUUUGUUGGACGACAUCCGUUCUCUGCAGUAGCGGCUGACCAUGACACAGGAAGGCGAGCACGGUUAGAGGGAAGGACACAGGAAGAGAUGGAUAUUUUAGAACAACAACGAAAAUAUUCCCAAUGGGUUAAAAGGUCACGUACGGAAGAUUUUACUGAUAUCGCAAAAAUGGGCUUUCUAUAUAAUCCAGGUGUUGAUCGGCAAGGCAGACCGAUUGUUGUGUUUAUCGGAAGAUAUUUUCCAGCACAUGCUAUCGAUCUAAAUAAAGCGGUUUCAUACUUUAUUCACUUCAUGGACUCAAUCGCUAGCAGGGAAUACGUUUUUAUAUACUUUCACACACUCACUACAGAAGAUCACCAUUUGGAUUUAGGAUUUCUUAAAGAUUUCUACGAAUUACUCGACACAAAAUUUCGACGCAACAUGCAUGCACUGUAUAUCGUGCAUGGAACAAUAUGGCAACGUAUAGUAGCGUGGUUCUUCUUAAUGAUCAAUGCUGCGUCAAUUAAAGAGAAAGUACAGUUCGUAAAUGGCGUCCAAUUUUUAUAUGACACAAUAAAUCCUGAUCAACUGGAACUACCGCCUUUCAUAAUGGAGCAUGAUGUUCAGGAGAAUGGACCACAAUAUCACACUUCGACCACCGCGGUUGCAUCGUGAAGUACUUCGCAUCGAGUAGAGGAUGAUUACGUUAUUUAAGCGCAUAUUGUGUCACCAAUGCUCCAAAAAUUGAAAUAUGUUAACAAAAAAACUUGUACAAUUCGACUCGUACCAAAGUAUCCGCUCAAUCCUUAAAAAAAUUAAAUCGGGCUUUGGUUUUGGGUUUUUAUGUGUAAGGGAAAAUCGUUUUUUAUAUUUGUAUUUCGUGUCUUUGUUUGUUUUUGUACAUUAAAUAUCACUUCCUAAUAAAUUCUAUCUAAAA